AUGGCUCCUUCUUCUGGAGGCCUUGAUUGUGGGUGCUACCUACACUUACGGCGAUCUUUGAAGCGAAUGCAUUGUGCUUUGAGUGAUGGUGCUUCUUUGUUGGGAAAAGCAGUGAAUGGGAAAGAAAAGAGCUGCUUCGGCAGCUGGGGCAAAGCGUCUGGCAAUGACCGAGAUGCGCAACCGUGGGUGGCUCAGCGCCUGCAAAUGCUGAGCGCUUUCAUUGUUCGAGCACGUGGUUUUCAGCUUCAGCUGUUCCAGAAGGAUUUUGAUUUCUUGGCUCAACGUGGUGUGCCGAGAACUAUGGUGUGGAGCGCAGUAGGGGCCUUUGGCUUGUGGUCAGGGGCUUCAGUGGGGGCCAGCUCAGAUGGCACCAGUGGGGGCAGCAACUCUGCUGCCGUGGCAGAUCCUUGGCAGUCGGGGAUCGGUCUUGCAUCUGCCGAGGAUGAUUCUCAGGUGCAGCUCUCGAUGGGUGUUUGUCGAGAGGAUGCCCUUGCUAUUGCUGGGGAUGAAUGCCCUGCUCAGGGGCUCCCUUUGGCGCGUGAGCUUUGUGUGCAUGCUUCUGACACGCAGGCAAGUGCAACAUUUGGGCUUCACAUGAUUGAGGACACUUUCUCUGAGGAGUUUCUUUACUACGUGCCGCAGGCAAGUGCAGCAUUUGGGCUCCACUUGAUUGAGGACACUUUCUCUGAGGAAUUUCUUUACUACGCGCCGCAGCAGCAGCUUCUUCCCUCAGCGUCUGGUCUGGACCUUGGUGCUGGGCCAUGUGGGACGUCGACUUGCGCUGCUGAGAACCCCGUGUGUGACAUUCAAGAAAUCAACAAGACCCGUGAAAGGGCAAAGAGCCUGAGAGGCCUAGCUAGUGAUGAUUGUGAGUGUCAAGAAAUCAACAAGACCCGCGAAAGGGCAAAGAGCCUGAGAGGCCUAACUAGUGCCCAUUGUGAUGGUGAGUGCGAGCCUGACUGUAGGACGAAGAGCCUUUAUGGCCGUGUUCUUAGUGUUCUGUGGGAGCUCAGCGCUAUCAAGACCCGCAAAAGGGCAAAGAUUGAGACUGAGACCGGGCCUCUGGUGCCAGCUACUUGUGCUAGUGGUAGACAUGGCUCCCCGGAGCCCCCCUGUUCUUCCUCCUCGCAGUGCUGCUGCCAUGGCCUGGGCUCGCUGGCGGCUGGUGACGGUGGCGGCCAGUUCUUCAUCGCGCAGGGCAAGGACGCUGGUGCCGACGACGCUUCUUGCCGGGGCUGCUGCCCUUGCCGGUUUAGGCCUAUGCCCCCUUGGGUACCUGAUGUCCAGCCUGCUGCAACAGCUGAUCGGGAUGAUCUUGUGAUACCUAAUAGAGAGGAGGUGGGGUCGCUGACCCAGGGCUCCGGGGGCCUUCCCAAUACAGGCCGCCGUCGGCGUGCAUAUCUGUGGGUCGAGGGGACCGUGGUCUCGUCGAGCAGUCCCAGGACCGUGCUGAGUGUGGUGCUGAAUGCCUUCAACAGGGUGCCUGCGACGCGCAGAGCGGGACAGCUGCAAACUCAGAGCGAUCUUGACGGUGUGCAACUGCAGGGGCCACUGGGUAUGCUCUGCUGGCUUGAUGCACAACUGCAAUUGUGGACUGCGACCUGCUGGCGGGCAGCCUCUUCCAGCAGCACUCUUGUGACAAAGGACCAGGACUCUGCUGCUGCCUCGCGCUCCUGCCUGCCUGAGGGCUGCUCGGGCCCCACUGGCCUAAGGUUUGGAGGCGGCAACCCGUUUGAGGGCAUGAUGGCCAGCAUCACGGAACAGCUUAUGCCCAUGAUCACUGCGCUCAUUCAGAAAGCUGUGCAGGAAGCCAUUGCAAAUGCAAUGGGAGGUGGUCAGCCUGGUGCUGCAAAGGGCUCGGCCAAGGGUGCUGCUAAAGGCAGUGCAGAGGCGUCCCCACCCAAGUCUGGACCUAAGGGCAAAGGGCAGGGCGACCGGCCUCCUCGUGAUGCUGAGGGCUGGACCAAGGUUCAGCGUGCUCCCCCGCAGGGCCCCUUCCAGCUCCGAAGGCAGGAUUGGAGCGCGCAGUUGUUGUCGCAGGAUGGCAUUGCCAAAGCAUUGGACGAACUUAAACCGGGUUCUACUCUGGAAGCUGUCAUUCUUGUCGAGCCCUCGGCGCUGCCGAGAAUUCGCACCAUGCUUGCAGGCACCAGCAAAUCUCAUAAAAUCACCCUUGUAACCUUGGACGCAAAUGGUCCUCACAAGGUCCCGGGAUGUGUGGGAGAUCUCCUCCGUUUUCGACGAGCCUCGAUUGCACAUUGCAAAUCUGACCCUGCUGAUGGUGGUGUCCCUUGCUUUGCGGGGCACAAGGCCAAGGCCAUUAAAGUUGUUCCUGCGUCCACUUCGGUCGUCUACUUUAAGGUGCCUGAGAUGUACAUGACGCCUGAUAAAUUCAAGCAUUGGAAGAACAACCCGAGUCGUGCUGCUUCUUCUUGGGCAAGCUCUCACCAAAUCACUUUGAGUGACACGUGGGGUUGGGUCGAGGAGCAGCAGGCUGGCAAGCAAGGACUGCAGUUGUUUGGCAUUGCUCGCCUCCUGGACUCCGAGUUGUCUUCUCUCGUUGCUGUCAGUGGCCGGGAUGGAGUUUUUGUUGAUGUGCCGCGCGGCAAGCUUGUCUCCACUGUGCAGUGGCUUGCUGUUACCAAGGGGGAAGCUCCGACUGCGUACCUUGAACGCGGCCUCCGCAUGAGUGCUCCUUAUGGCCUUGCCACCCAGGGCGGACGCAUUGGCGCCAGAUCGCCUAGGGAUCCCUCACAGGCUGUCCCGCGUGUUUGGAAUUUCCCUCAUGUGCCGGCUAGCUGGGGACAGAAGGAAGUGCUGCAGGUGCUGGACCAAUCCUUCAAGGAUGUGGCUUUGAUUCAGCAUAAGCGCACUGGCGCUGAGUACUUGUAUCGCUUCAGAGCUACGCUUAAACACGGCGAUCUUGAUCUGGUUCCUUUGAGUGCUAUCGUCGAGAGCGAGCCGGGGAAGGACAAUGAAAUCACGCUGUGGGCCACGGUUGCACCCUACAAGCCUAAGCAAGCUAAGCAGCGACCUCUGAGAUGUGCGCCGACUCCCUGUCUUGCCAAGGAGAAGCCUGCAUUGGAGCCCCAAUCCGUUAAAAUUCAGGUCCCCGCUGAACUGGAUGAUGACGGUAAGGAGGUGUCCCCUGCCAAACAUGUUGCGGCUUCGCAUCGGCAAAUCCCCUCGGGGUGUGAUCUCAUUGAGACUCCGAAAGACGGAGCCUGUUUGUUUCACGCCAUAGCGCGUGGCCUCCACUGGCUUUCGGGCCCUAAGAAAACCGAGCACUCCCACAGGGACUUGAGGGCGCGCUGUGUCGAGCACUUGCGAAAAUAUGCCUCGCAAUAUAUAGGGGAAUGGGACGGCCACGGGCCGGCUUUACAAAAAUUGCGCGAAAAUGCCGCAUCUCCGGAGGACGCCUUUGAGGAAUACCUCAAGUUAAUUGCUUCGGAAUCUGCAUACGCCUCUACCAUCGAGCUGAAGGCUCUCGGACGCUUAUUUGAUUGCCACAUCCUUGUGAUCCCACGCGAUGGGAAUUUUAGUGCGAUGUCGUUUCAUGCGCAGCAGCGCAAAAGGAGGCUGGUGUUAUGGUACACACCUCGGCACAUCGAGCUUCUUUUGCCCGCUAAGGAUGCUAAAGACUACCCUGAGGAGGUUUUUUCCGUUACGAGUGGUGCUGUCGUUGACUUGAGGGCUGGAGGGGAUGAUGCUUCCCAGUGCUCUGGUACUGUUUGGACUGCUUGCGCCCGAUCAAACCGAUCCAAGGCCAGCCGAUCAUCUUCUGUGAAGGCGGGCACUGUGUGGACUGCCACCAACGCGUCGAGCAGAAAGGCCGCUACGCAAUCCCGGCAUGUUGCUUCAGUUCCGAGUUCGCAAAGGGGCGAUUGUUUUGCUGUCCCCCGGUCUGGUUCCAGUUCUCUUAAGCGCGCUCGCGGUGCUGCUGAGACGGUCUGGUCCCGAGCCGUCUCUUCUGGUGCUUCCGUGCAUUCUCAAAUGCCUGCCUUGCCGGAGUGGGACGAUGAUGAUGCCCCGCAACCUGAGCGGUUGCAUCAUGCCAGCCGGGCCCUGCCUCAGUCUGCCCUUGUGAUGGCCCGUCGUAAUCGCGGCCGUGCCUUCCCUGAUGGAGUUGCCAAAUGCAGGCUUUGCCCCUUUCGCCGCAAGUGUGCUGAUCCUGUGAAGGCCUAUGCGGCCUAUCAGCGGCACUUCUUGGAUUCGCAUCCGGGGGAGAAGCUUGGGCUCGCUCCUGCCCGCCAGGCUUCCUGUGUUCGUGACCUCGCUGAUGGCGAGGAGGCGUACUGGAGAUGUAAACGGUGCCAGGCAGGCAUCUCGACUGCUGAUGCGGCCCGCUUUGGCAAGGACUCUUUGUGGCGCUUUCGCCGGGAGCAUAAAACAAAGGCCCACCCGCGCGUCUCUUGGGCUGUGUGGAACAAGGAAGCGAAAUCACACUCGGCCACCAAAUGGGCCUCAAAGAUCAGUGUCACUCGCAACAAUGCCCAGAAGGCUAAGCUCCUGCCGGUGCUCCCAGUAAACCCAAAAGUCCAUUUUGGCUUUCCCCCUUAA
Messenger RNA from Symbiodinium sp. CCMP2592, 4560 nucleotides. The record is from the annotation of a GenBank genome assembly. Lineage: Eukaryota; Dinophyceae; Suessiales; Symbiodiniaceae.